Diceros bicornis minor is the source of this 1093-nucleotide messenger RNA. RefSeq names its product ATPase H+/K+ transporting subunit beta (gene ATP4B). The transcript has 7 exons. Gene Ontology annotation, cellular component: sodium:potassium-exchanging ATPase complex. The coding region runs from base 23 to 898 and encodes 291 amino acids. Gene Ontology annotation, biological process: intracellular potassium ion homeostasis; intracellular sodium ion homeostasis; potassium ion import across plasma membrane. Gene Ontology annotation, molecular function: ATPase activator activity. The record is from RefSeq and is a predicted model, not a curated record. Lineage: Eukaryota; Metazoa; Chordata; Mammalia; Perissodactyla; Rhinocerotidae.
GGGGCCUCCAGAGGCAGGCACGAUGGCCGCGCUGCAGGAGAAAAAGUCAUGCACCCAGCGGAUGGAGGAGUUCCGGCACUACUGCUGGAACCCGGACACGGGGCAGAUGCUGGGCCGGACGCUGUCCCGGUGGGUGUGGAUCAGCCUCUACUACGUGGCCUUCUAUGUGGUGAUGACCGGACUGUUCGCCCUGUGCAUCUACGUGCUCAUGUGCACCAUCGACCCCUACACGCCCGACUACCAAGACCAGCUCAAGUCACCAGGGGUGACCUUGAGGCCAGAUGUCUACGGGGAUAAGGGCCUGGACAUUGCCUACAAUGUCUCUGACAACAGGACCUGGGCAGGCCUGACGCACAGGCUCCAUGACUUCCUGGCAGGCUACUCGCCAGCCUCCCAGCAGGACAACAUCAACUGCACUUCCCACAAGUACUUCUUCCAGGAAGGCUUCAGGGCCCCCAACCACACCAAGUUCUCCUGCAAGUUCACGGCGGACAUGCUGCAGAACUGCUCGGGCCUGGUGGACCCCAACUUCGGCUUUGCAGAAGGAAAGCCAUGUUUUAUUAUCAAAAUGAACAGGAUCGUCAAGUUCCUCCCCAGCAACAGCACGGCCCCCAGGGUGGACUGCGCCUUCCUGGACCAGCACCACAGGGACAGCCGGCCUCUGCAGGUGGAGUACUACCCGCCCAACGGCACUUUCAGCCUGCACUACUUCCCCUACUAUGGCAAGAAAGCCCAGCCCCACUACAGCAACCCUCUGGUGGCUGCCAAGUUCCUCAACGUCCCCAGGAACACGGAAGUCGUCAUCGUGUGCAAGAUCCUGGCAGAGCACGUGACCUUCGACAACCCCCAUGACCCCUAUGAAGGGAAAGUAGAGUUCAAGCUCACAAUUCAGAAGUAAAGCAGCAAGGAGGCACCUCGAAGACCACCCCCAGGUCCUCCCAGGCCAGCUUCCCAACGCUCUGACCACCACACUGCGGUCAGCUCGCUAAUCCCACGGGCACCCGCACGUGCAGCGCGUGGCGUUAGAACCAACUGUUUCUUAUUAAAUCUUUAUGUUUUUCAGAUGGGAUUUGUAGCUUUGAUAAAAAUGUUG